Molecule: messenger RNA, 1964 nt
Organism: Dendrobium catenatum
Lineage: Eukaryota; Viridiplantae; Streptophyta; Magnoliopsida; Asparagales; Orchidaceae
Product: cyclin-dependent kinase inhibitor 1
Exons: 4
Coding region: 55-756 (233 amino acids)
Biological process (GO): negative regulation of cyclin-dependent protein serine/threonine kinase activity
Cellular component (GO): nucleus
Molecular function (GO): cyclin-dependent protein serine/threonine kinase inhibitor activity
Source: RefSeq, a predicted model, not a curated record
GCUUGAUCUAAUCUGACGCCUCUCUACUCUGCAAGGCGGGGGAGAGAGAGAGAGAUGGGGAGGUACAUGAGGAAGUGUAGAAGGAUAGAGGAGGUUACGGUGAUGGAGGUGACACAGGUGGUGGGGGUGAGGACCAGGGCGAGGACGUUGGCGCUGGCUGCGGCGGCGACAGUGCCGGAAGAGGCGGCGAUCGGGGGAGUGAGUCCGAAGAGGAGGAAGGCGACGGAGGAGACGGCGGAGGCUAGAUCGGGGGCAGGGGAGCUGGAGAUGGCGUACUUGCAGCUGAGGAAUAGGAGUCUUGUGAUGACGAAGCGGCUUUCUAAAUCUGCGCGGAAUUCCGAUGCGAAGAGACGGGGAAGCGUGGAGAGGGGCCGGAUCUCGCGGUGUUCGAGCAUCGCGUCAUGUGAGGGGGUGGAGGAGGAUGACGCCCUCCGGUAUACGUCUUCUGGUGGUCAGAAGCCUCGAGGGGAUCUAGGUAGCUCCGUUUGUUACUUCGAGUGUAACCGAGACAGGUGUGAGAUCUCUCCGUCGAGUAAUCAAGUAAUAUAUUCUGGCGAGGUGGAGUCAACAGCGGAAAGAGAAUCAAGGAUGCAAUCUACACCACAAUUAAGGAUGCCAUCCGCCGCAGAGCUCGAAGAAUUCUUUGCCGCCGCGGAAAAAUCAGAAAAGCAGCAAUUCGCUGCCAGGUACAAUUUCGACAUCGACAAUGAACUUCCAUUGGAGGGACGAUACGAGUGGGUUCGAAUAAAUCAAUGAACACAAGUUAAUCUAGUGAGGAGCGGGAGAUCAAAAUCAGACUUGAAUUAGAAGACAAAUUAACUCAAUUAUAUAAUUCGCCCCCCCCUUUUUUUUUCUUUCCCGACUUUGUUUCUAUUUUAAUGGGAAUUUAAUGUACAGCAGCGAAGUAGCCAACGCCUUAUAACUCUUUUUUUUUUCUUUUCUGUUUUCUUCUUUUUCCUCAAGAAUCCAACUCACUCUCGAUGUCUCUUUCUUCUCUUCUUAACUGAUCUGUGUACGAUAUUAUAUCCGCAGAAGCUUCUGAACUCAGAACCUCCAUUCUUCUGCUACUGUUGUCCGUCAGUGCGAUUGAAGGAGGGAAGAGACAGUGUGCUGGAACAUUUUAACAAAAAAAUGUCUCGCCCUAAUCCACCCACUCCCAUUUUCGCUGCUUCACACCUUCUUCGCGCAUAAAUCUGUCUCCUGCUUCAUCUCCGCAGGAUAUUCAUCGGACGGUGGUAAUUCCGCUUGUAUUAUCAUUAUUCUUCAACGAUUUUUCAUUUUUACCAUGAUAUCGUAGGUCGCUCCGGUGAGCUCACCGCGAAGCGGAACCGGCCUGGAAGGUGAGGAGGCGGGCUCGCACGUGGAAGGUGAGGGUGGCCCCCUCAUUUUUUUUCAAUUCAAAUUUAUAUUAUUUUUUGUACAUCUUUAUAAAAAGGAAAAAAGGUGGGGGCGGAGAAGAAAGAGGAUAUACUUUUGUGCUCCCUCACUUUCUGCCAAGUGCCAGUUUUUACGCGAGUCUCUCUCUCUCUCUCUAAACUGAACAGAGUGACUAGCGCUCACUCCCACGCGGUGGAAGGUGUGAGCGUUUUAUGAUUGGGUACUCUGUUUUCCCUUUUGCAUUCUGCUUCUCCAACAAAUUUUAAUUACACAAUUGCUUAGGGCCUUACAAAUUUUCAUUAAGCUGUGCUGUAAUAGCAAAUUAGUUUUUGUUGGGUAGAAGUGUUAUUGUUAGGGAACGAUAAACUUACAAUCAAAAUUUGUUGCGGGGGCAGCAACCCCCCUAGGGGCGAAACCCGCCAGAGGGCGCCGCCCCUUUCGAUCCCCGACAUAUUUGUGAAAUCUCUACAUUUUUACUGAUAAGUUUACCAAAAUUACGGCUGAUUCCGUCGCUACUGUUCUGUGUUGCUGCAAUCAAAUUAAACCCUAACUGCAUUAUUUGCAUUGAUGAUGUUGUCUUUCUAUUA